Patiria miniata (bat star) is the source of this 1655-nucleotide messenger RNA. RefSeq names its product development-specific protein LVN1.2-like. The transcript is spliced from 6 exons. Gene Ontology annotation, biological process: cell-matrix adhesion. NCBI's taxonomy places the organism in Eukaryota, Metazoa, Echinodermata, Asteroidea, Valvatida, Asterinidae. Gene Ontology annotation, molecular function: calcium ion binding. Gene Ontology annotation, cellular component: extracellular region; lysosome. The record is from RefSeq and is a predicted model, not a curated record. The coding region runs from base 144 to 791 and encodes 215 amino acids.
AAAAAGAAGGUUACGUGACUCCAUGAUAGCGUUGUUGAUUUGUAGGCUUAUCCCGCCCAAUACUUCGCUUGUCCGUGACACUAACGCUCUAACAUUUAGAAGGCAGUUGUAUAUUGCAUAGUACCAUAUUUUAGGCGGUAAAGAUGGACGUCAAAUCGGUAUUGUUUCUGCUGCUGGUUGCAGUAGCAUUGAGCCAGGCCCAGAAGAAAUGUUGUUUCCCAGACCAAUAUGAAUCAAUGGACGGUCUAAUUACCGCCACGGUUCAGUCUGGGCAAGGUAUGGCUCAGACGUUGGGGGUACAGUUUGCCUUCGAUUACACCAACAGACGUGUGGGCGAAUUUUUUCAACUGUCCGGCAGUAUGUAUCAGUAUGUCUUAGACUACAACAAGGGCAUCAUGUACGUCAUCAAUCUCACUAUGAAGAGUUGCCAGAAAAGUCCACUACCGAUAAAGCAAAUGCAGCACUGUGUUCCAAGUAACGCCACUUACGGAGGUUCUUUCUAUGCUGGGGAUCACAAGUUGACUGCAGACACUUUUAGCUACCCCGUUAACGAAGGACAGGUUGCUGGCAAUGUGACCCUGUCUGUCACCAAGGAUAACUGCAUUCCAUUCAGUCUAUCGUUCAUCGGAUCGAUGGGUGGAAAUUCUAUGUUAAGCGUAUCAGGAUACGUCAACUAUAGCCCAGGGAUCCAGGACCCCUCUAAGUACUUCACUAUCCCAAACUAUUGCCCAACGUUCUUCACUCCGGAACCGAAAGAGGGACAUGCUUUCAUCAUGCCGUUCCUGCUGUGAGUGCGCCCUCAACGGCUAUACUUGGACUGAACCAAUCUAUCGGCCGAUCGAAUUUAAGUCUAGAAUCAAUUCGAAAUCAGUUGCUAAAGUUUAGUUUGGCUACGCCAGUGAAAUACUUCCAACAACUAGGAUUCAAAUCUGUAUUUGGAUUUACAAUGACUUGUGACUCCUUUUUUCUCGAAAUUCUGUCUACACAUAAGGUUUCCUUGUUUGCACAUCCAAUAUGGCUUGUUUCAAUAUUUGCUGCGAUUAUUGUAGAAUUAAAAAAAACCAUAAAUACAAAUAUAGGAAUUUCGUUGUCCGAUCUUGGAGAAUUCGUUAAUUUAUAGAAAAUGCCCUCUUGAAGUGGAAAAUACAGAUGUUACCACCGACUUAAGCUCCUGUUGAUAAUUGACAAGUUGUCUGCACAGAUUAUUUCACACUAAGUCAUUAGGUCAUGACACCAACUAUGAAGUCAGGAAAAAAAAAGUGCAUUUCAACAAACCUAACUUUAACGUUUGUGAGUGAAAUGUUUUUGUUUCAGUCAGCAAAGGCCUAAGGGACACUUGACCAAAAAUAUUGAUUGACUUACAUUGUUUACAUUAUUUAAAGAUGAUGCAAAAAUCAAGACAAAAGUUGCAACAACUGAGCAGAAGAUGUUAAAUGGUAGAAAACCUGACGUAAAACUGCAGAUAAUGCACAUGGGAACAAGACACCUAGUUUCAAAAUGGAGUUGAUUAUUCUGAAUGACUGCUUUAUUUCAAUAAUGUUGAAAUAUUUUUUUUCUAAUCGUGGCAUAAUGCAAUACGUAGCUUACACAAUGUGUACUUAGAAUACGGGUUUUAAUUGAGAUUAAAUAAAAUAGUAUUUGCAACUUGGUUUUGA